Messenger RNA from Epithele typhae, 2304 nucleotides. Its product is annotated as OPT oligopeptide transporter. NCBI's taxonomy places the organism in Eukaryota, Fungi, Basidiomycota, Agaricomycetes, Polyporales, Epitheliaceae. Gene Ontology annotation, molecular function: oligopeptide transmembrane transporter activity. The record is from RefSeq and is a predicted model, not a curated record. Gene Ontology annotation, biological process: transmembrane transport. The coding region runs from base 1 to 2304 and encodes 767 amino acids. The transcript is spliced from 11 exons.
AUGGCCGACCCCGCGACGAAGACUACCGGGUUCUCGAGUGAAGACUCGAAGCAAGAUUGGCUCCAAUCCAGCGUUGAGCUCGAGAAGGCUGCAGCAAGCCAUGCGACCGAGUCCGAGACGGAUGACGCGCAGAUGGCGCGUGAGGUCGAGGAGUUCGAGGAUCGACCCCAGCGGAACGAGGCCGCGGAAGAGGAAUACCUCGUGCAGGAGGCAUACGAGGUCGCCGUUAAGGUGCUAUCGACGCACGACGAGCCUGAACUCCAGGCGCUCACGUUCCGCACAUUCUUCCUCGGACUGGGGUUCUCCGCGUUUGGCGCCGUUCUCGCCCAGAUCUACUACUUCAAGCCCCAGACGCUCGGGGUGUCCUCGCUUUUCUUACUCAUACUCUCUUACUGGUUCGGAAAUCUCAUGGCGCUGCUACCGUCCAAGGGGAUUUGGCGUUUUGUGAACCCCGGACCGUUCAACCUCAAGGAGCAUGUCGCUAUCAUCAUCAUGUCCUCUACCGCGGCGACCUCUGCGACGGCCAUCCAAGUCAUCUCCGUCCAGGACUUGUACUACAACAACACGCUCAACCCUGGCCUCGCUAUAUUCACGCUUAUUGGCUCCCAGCUCCUAGGGUACGGUUACGCUGGUCUGUUGCAGGACUUGCUCGUUCGUCCCACCAAGUGUUUCUGGCCGUCCACGAUCUCGACCGCGAACCUCUUUCAAGCGCUGCACUAUGACAACCAGAUGACCUCGAAGCGCGUGCGUCUCUUCUGGACGGUCUUUCUCGUCAUGUUUGUCUGGGAGAUCAUCCCACAAUGGAUCUUCCCGCUCUUGACCGGAGUGACGAUUUUCUGUCUCGCUAACAACCACAGCCCCGUCUUCCGAAACAUAUUCGGGGGCGCGAGCAACAACGAGGGCAUGGGCCUCCUCGCCUGGUGCUUUGACUGGAAUUUGAUCGGCAGCGGAUGUCUGUUCAGCCCACUGUGGCUGCAGAUCAACCAGGACAUCGGCAUCUUCUUGACGUACAUCCUAAUGGCGAGUGUGUACUACGGCAACCUGUGGAGGGCGAAGGACUUCCCCUUCAUGUCCCAGGCGAUCUUCGCGGCAGACGGAUCACAAUACAACCAGACUGCGUUGCUGACCAACGGCAAGUUUGACCCCGUCAAGUACGAACAGCUUGGCCCCGCUUUCUUCUCCGCCACGAACGCGCUCUACUUCAUGACCUCCAACCUUUCGCUCGGGGCAACUUUCACGCACGUCUUCUUCUGGAACUGGAGGGACAUCAAGCCGUUCCUAAAGACGUUCAACCCGUGGAACAUGGAGGAGUUUGUGGUUCACGAUGCACACUACGAGAAGAUGAAGGUCUACAAGGCGAUCCCGCGUUGGUGGUACUUCGUGCUGCUGGCCGGCGCGUACGCAAUCGCCCAAUCGACCAACUAUGAGGGCCAAUCCGGCUUGCCGUGGUGGGCGUUGACGAUCCUGCUCCUCAUCUCGCUCACGCUCUCGCUCCUCUUCGCCAUCCUCGCGGCCACGAUUGGCUUCUCCGAGUUCACGACGUCCGCGAACGGCUUCUACCAGAUGAUCGUCUCCUACCUCGUCCCGGGCAACCCGAUCGCGAACAUGUACGGUGCGCUGUACGGGCAGCACCCGCAAGGCCAGUGUAUCGCGAUGCUCCAGGACCUCAAACUUGGCCAGUACACCAAGCUCCCACCACGCGUGACCUUCACGAUGCAGAUUUUUGGCACCGUCGUCGGUGCCGUCCUCAACUACGUGAUGAUGGUGUCGAUCAUCAACGCGAACCGCGCGGCGCUUCUCUCCAUCUCCGGCACGCGCCUCUGGUCCGGCCAGAACGCGCAGUCGUUCAACACGAACGGGAUCUCGUGGGGCGGGCUCGGGCCGCAGAUGUUCGGCGCGCAGGGCGUGUACCACAUGGUCCCGAUCUGCCUCGCGAUCGGCGUCUUCCUCCCGCUGCCGUUCAUCGCGGCGUGGUACAUCUGGCCGAAGGCCGGGUUCGAGAACUUCAGCACGCCGAUCAUCCUCCAGUACUCGUGCGUGCUCUCCGUGGGCGUCAACACGCAGGUGAACGCGGGCAUGGUGAUCGGCAUCUUCUCGCAGUGGUGGGUGCGCACGCGCUACCCGCGCUGGUUCACCAAGUACAACUACAUCGUCGCCGCCGCGCUCGACGGCGGCACGCAGGUCAUCUCCUUCAUCCUCAACUUUGCCGUCUUUGGCGCGAGCGGCACCCCGCAUCCGUUCCCCGAGUGGUGGGGCAACGACCUGAACCUGUCUGCGGACCGCUGUCUGGCGCCUGCCAACUAG